GAAAGUUCUUAAAAAACCCUUAGGAUGAUGUUUCGAGCUAAAAAUGUAGUAUCUGUGAAAAGAAAGACUUUAUCAAAAUGUCGAUCAUCCAUGAAGUGUUUUUGGUUCAUUUAGUAGCUAAUAUGCUUGCACUGACUUGUGGAUUGAACUCAACUAUUAAACAGGAUUUGCCAACCGAGAGUCCUGAAACGUCAGCCACGGAACCAAGUGUUUCAAUGAGUCGAAAGAUUCGUGAUUGGUUUCUCAAUGGCUUAGCCUGGAAAACAGCAACAGUGGUGGCUGGUGGUUUACUUCUCUUAACUCUGCUGGUUCUCACUCUUUAUAGAAUACGAAAGCGGAGGAUUUCAAAGAAUCAAACAUUACAAGUCUUACAAGAACCAACGGUUGAAAUCUGCGUUCCACGGGAUAAUACGUUUAUGGGAAGUCAUUCGACAGGUGUUGUACAUAAGGCUGAUAUUCAAAAAUGCACUUCACCCACCGAAAAACCGCGCGUCAAAUCAAAGAUGUUGAGAUCUUUCAAAGAAGACAAUCCUAACAUUCAGCAGCCUCGAGGAUGUAAAAAUGACCCAGGAAAUGGAAUAGUAAAAUCAACGAGAAAUGAUCAAAGAACACCCAGCCACCUGAAUAACACCAACUCAAUAUUUUGUAACUUGCAACACGACAUUAAGUGCAAAGAAGUGAUAUACCAAAACCAAGAACAUAUUCAGUGUGGCAGCAGAUUACAUUCUUCAGCAGUUACUGAAAAACAACCAAUCUAUCAAAAUAGCCAUCACGCCUUGAAACGAAUCAAUUGGAACAAACAAGGUGUCAAAGAGGAAGUAAUAUAUGAAAACACAUAGCCGGACUAUAGCCCGGAUUCAAACCUCCCCGGACAAGGU
Messenger RNA from Exaiptasia diaphana, 878 nucleotides. RefSeq lists its product as uncharacterized. The transcript is spliced from 2 exons. The record is from RefSeq and is a predicted model, not a curated record. NCBI's taxonomy places the organism in Eukaryota, Metazoa, Cnidaria, Anthozoa, Actiniaria, Aiptasiidae. Bases 78 to 839 code for a protein of 253 amino acids.